Molecule: messenger RNA, 3908 nt
Organism: Zophobas morio
Lineage: Eukaryota; Metazoa; Arthropoda; Insecta; Coleoptera; Tenebrionidae
Product: putative ATP-dependent RNA helicase DHX57
Exons: 8
Coding region: 101-3817 (1238 amino acids)
Cellular component (GO): intracellular anatomical structure
Molecular function (GO): protein binding; metal ion binding; RNA binding
Source: RefSeq, a predicted model, not a curated record
UGCAUUGGUCACACUGACAGUGACAGGUAACUAACUGUCAGUACCUGUAUUGUUGGAAUAUUUUAAUUAAAUAAAAUUCUAAAUACUCUUAAUUCAUACAAUGUCAGGUGAAGAAACUAUCAGUAAAUCAGACUUUUUUCUUCGAGAUAUUCCCAGUGCAAAGAUAGGUAAAACUUCGUCUGCUACGAAGAAAAAUAUAGUAAAGGAACAAUUACAGUUUCUACACUUAAACGAUGAAGUCCAAGAACAAAUUAUGGAAACUCUUCGGUUUAUUCAUGGAUCGGAGUUUGCCUUAAAAAAAGCAUCUGAUUACGAAGAUGUUAAAACUAAUCUUGGGAAAAAAUACUGGAUGGGCCAGAGUAAUUUGGUCAUUAAAGGGGCUCGUGAUUUUUCGAAAAUGGAAGAUGUGACAUAUGAAGUGGAUCGGUUAAAAGAAUUUGCGUUGUUAAGGUUACAAAGUUAUGGUUUUCACCAAAAUCAUUGCAUUGAGGCCUUAACGUAUUGCGAAGAUAACGUCGAAGAUGCACUUUAUGUCUUGUAUAACAAGUAUUUUAAUUCAAGUGAAAUCGAAUUACCUAAUCAGGACUUCACCGAGCAAGAUCUUUUAGAGCAGAGAAACGACGAGAAAAGUUCAUUAGAAUCCAUCUAUGGUAAAAUCUUCCACGAGAAAGUUCAGAACACAGUCUGGAUUAUUACCUUGAAGUUAAAUUAUUUAAUUAAAAUAUUUCACAAUAAAAGUACAAACAAGACACAAAAACCAGUGCAAAAUCAUGUAAAGAAAAAAGAAAAAUGUCGUAAUUUUUUAUCUGGGUCCUGCAAAUGGGGUGAGAAGUGUCGGUUUUCUCACGAAAGAGAAGUUGUGGAAAAGGAUCCUAACCAACAUUUGACUGACUAUGAUUUCGAAUUAGAAAUACGUUUUCCUUACAAUUCAAAAUACCCCUAUGAACCUCCAUUAAUCUUAUUGAAGACCAACGCAGUAUUACCGCCUUUAAUGAAUUUACAUAUUUGUAAGAGACUGUAUGAUGAAGCUAGGAUUUUGGCCGAAGACGGCAUACCUUCUGUUUAUACUAUAAUCGAACUUUUAACGAAUGAAGAAGAAAUUACAGCUCACGUGAGCACUGAACCUCGAUUUAUUUCACCGAGUGUGAAACUUUUUGAGGAUAUUCGUCCAAAAACUUCAAAAGUUAAAAGGCCUAGUCACUACAUCAAAGGAAUAACUAAUCGUGAUAGCCAGAAUGUUCUUACUCCAGAAGAGAUUCGGGAAAUUGAUGAUAAGAUAGCAAAAAAGUUUAAGUUUAUGGUAAAAGACGAAAAGUACCGCGAAAUGUUACAAUAUCGCAAAAAAUUGCCAGUGUGGGGGUUCAUGAAUGAUAUUUUGAACACGAUUCAGCAGUCUCAGGUUGUCGUUAUCAGUGGUGAAACGGGUUGUGGAAAAAGUACUCAGAUACCGCAGUAUAUUUUUGACGAUUGGUUAGUCAAUUAUGAGCAGGAUCCCAAACAUAUUGAAAUCGUGUGUACUCAACCUAGGAGAAUUUCUGCUAUCGGCGUAGCGGAAAGAGUAGCCGCGGAGAGAAACGCGAAAGUUGGCAAUACCGUGGGAUAUCAAAUAAGACUCGAGUCUAAAAUUUCAACCUACACGCGAUUGACGUUUUGCACAACUGGAAUUUUGUUGAGGCGACUGCAGAGUGAGCCCUAUCUGUCUCAGGUGACGCACAUUAUUGUUGAUGAAGUCCAUGAACGCAGCGAACAGAGCGACUUUCUUUUGUUAAUUCUUAAAGACGUCCUCCCUUUCCGACCAGAUUUGAAGGUUAUCUUAAUGAGUGCCACAAUGAAUGCUCAGUUAUUUUCCGACUACUUCGGUGGAGUUCCUGUUUUAUCUAUUCCGGGUCGAACUUUCCCGGUAGAACAACACUUUUUAGAGACAGUUUUUGACAUUACCGGUUACGUCCUGGAAGAGGGAGCGGAGUAUUGUAGGAAAAAUUACGAUUCGGAAUUCUUUCAACUUAGUUUGAAUGCCCCUGCAAAGAGCGUAGAGCCGAGCAAUAAAAUCAAAGACGAGGAUUUAGCGUUCGCUCAGUUGUUGGCUCGGUAUAAAGAUUACACUCACGUGUGUUGCAAGAACAUUUGUCUGAUGGAUCCAACAGUGGUGAAUAACGAAUUAAUAGAAUCCCUUCUCAUGUGGAUAGUUUUUGGAGAGCAUAAAUAUCCACGACAGGGGACAAUUUUAGUUUUUCUUCCGGGUAUUGCCGAAAUCACAAGUUUGUACGAUCAGUUGGCCGUACAUAAAGAGUUCGGGUCCAGAAAUAACAAAUAUUUAGUGCUACCGCUUCAUUCGUCGCUUUCCAGUGAAGAGCAGGGGUUGAUUUUUAGCAAACCGAAGGGCGUGCGAAAAAUAAUCCUGUCUACGAACAUCGCCGAAACAUCGGUCACUAUAGAUGAUUGCGUCUUUGUAAUUGAUUCCGGUCGUAUGCGAGAGAAACACUUCGAUCCUAACCGAAACAUGGAGAGUCUUGAAACCGUCUGGGUGACUCGAGCCAAUGCUCUUCAGCGCAAAGGAAGGGCAGGCCGUGUGAUGCCAGGUGUCUGCUUCCAUUUAUACACAAGCAACAGAUUCAAUUAUCAAAUGCUUUCCCAACCAAUCCCUGAAAUGCAUCGUAUUCCACUGGAGCAGUUAAUUCUCAACAUCAAACUCUUGCAAAAUUUCGAGGAUAAAGAUGUUUCUGAUGUCAUCAAUGCUUUGAUCGAACCUCCCAAGCAAGAGCAUUCGGAUACAGCAAUUCUUCGACUUGAGAAUGUCGGCGCAUUAGAUCGGGAUCAGCAGUUAACGGCAUUGGGUCAUCAUUUGGCCGCUUUGCCGGUAGACGUUCGCAUCGGAAAAUUACUAUUGUACGGGGCAAUUUUUUCCUGUGUCGAUUCAGCCUUGACGAUGGCCGCUUGUUUGAGUCAUAAAAGCCCGUUUGUCACUCCUUUCAGGAAAAGGGAUGAAGUUGACGAGAAGAAAAAAAAGUUUGCGACGGGGCAUAGCGACCACAUCACCAUGCUCAUAGCGUAUAAGAAGUGGUUGACGACGUACAAGAAGAGUAGUAUGGCGGGAAGGAAUUUUGCGCAUGAGAAUUUUUUGUCGUUGAGAACAUUGCUUACGAUUGCCGAUAUUAAACAUCAGUUUUUGGAGUUUUUAGUUGAUAUUGGUUUUAUUCCCGUUAACUUAGGCGGAAAGAGGAGGAGCGGGGAAGAUAACAUCAUUCAAAUAACCGGAUCUGAGUUUAACCACAACGGCGACAAUUUGAACGUCCUCGGUGCGAUUUUAUGUGCAGCGUUGUAUCCUAACGUGAUAAAAAUAUUGACACCGCCUAAAUCUUACGUGAAAACCGCUGCCGGCGCCAUUCCCAAAGACAAUGAUGCCAAAGAUUUCAAAUUUUUAACAUCAAAGGAAACGGUGUUUCUCCAUCCCUCGUCGGUGAAUUUCACGGUUAAAAAUUUCCCAAGCCCGUAUUUAGUUUAUCAGGAAAAAGUCAAGACCAACAAGGUAUAUUUUAGAGAUUGCACUGUCAUUCCAUCCAUCUCCCUGGUUCUUUUCUCGGGAUUUGAUUUGGAUAUUAGCGUAAAUAACGGAUGCACGUUUAUUUCACUCGAACGUGGUUGGAUUAUGUUUCAAGUAGAAGAGCAUAAGAUUGCGGAGAUGGUGAAGAUGCUGAGAGACGAGUUGUUCAUGCUACUUGAGGAGAAAAUUAAGGAUCCAUUAUUGAAUAUUUGGCAUCACGAUAAAGGAGAACGAAUUAUAACAACAAUUCUAAAUUUAAUCAAUCUAAAGUGCUGACGAACAUAAUAAAAUACUUCAUUCAAGAGGAAACAUUUUUGUUAUUGUUGUGUAUGAUACCAGACAAAUAAAGAUUUAUUUUGUUAUAGCA